GGAGGUAAGGCAGGGUUUUCCUACACACACACAGAGAGAGAAUCUCUCUCUGCCAAAUGCUGGUCAAACUCACGCUCUAUCUCUGCGUGUAGUCACAUAUCUCCGUUAGCCCAUGUCCCGCGCAAUUCAACGGGAAUUUUUGAAAGAAUACUUUCACGCUAACGACUUACGCGACUGGAGUGCAAAAUCUGUUGUGCAAGCGCUCUUCCUGGAUUGCCCACUUCCUCCUACGAACCGAACAACUGUCUCUGACGUCCUUGAGAUACUCAAGAACUUCGCGGAAGAGGAUUCUCUUCCCAAAGAUUUACGAGAGAGAGCUGCACGACUGAUUAUUGAUCCGGCAUACUGCAGAUCUCUAGAUAAGUCCCUUCAGCGGACGCUUAAAAAACGCGACAUGACCACUUAUCGCAUACAUAGUCGCGGUAAAUUCAUCAACAACGUCAGCGGCUCAAAUGAACAUGUCCAUAUCGCCCAUGCGCAUCCGCAGAGGACCUUCGACGAAGAACGCGAAGAGAACUCUCUUCAUGAACCACUGCGUAUGGACGCCUUGGGUACAUAUCAGAAGAUAGAGUUGGAGAAAGAGCAUGAAGAGAACGCUCUUCAUGAAACACUGCGUUUGAACGCGUCCGGUACUUUUCUGAAGAGGAAGUUGGGGGACGAACAUGAAGAGAACGCUCUUCAUGGACCACUGCGAUUGGACGCCUCGGGCACUUGUCGUGAUGAAGUGGAAGUACCACCCCCACUACCUACAACGCAGAUGAAUACAGUUUUUGAGAAGGCGAUAUCGGCAAUGAUCAACUUUCGAAAGGAGCAUAAAGCAACAAGUACUCUCUUCUGGUCAGCGCUGGACUUACGAGAUCAUGACCCCGAUUACCCUUUGGAUGAUAAUGAAAGAGCUACGGAAUUUGUCGACUACACCACCCACCAGCAGCUUGUGAGUCAAUUCGAGCGGAUCAUGAAUCGCGCUAGUGCAAAGCUGAGUUCCUCAGCUGUGGCGCUGUUGUCAGUGAUGCGAACACUCCUGGAAUGUCAUGAGCUGAACAGAGAUGUCUCUGUUCUCGCGAGAACCAUAAUGGUCCAUGGUACUGCAGGUCUCAUUGACUUACUGAAGCGGUCUCUUCGGAACCUCACAGAGAGGAUACUCUCUGAAGACGACGAAGACCAUACAUCUCAAACAUCGGAGGAUUCUGCCGCUGAAGAGUGCAAUGAAACUCGUGAGAUUUGGAGCAAGUUGGAAAAUGACGCCAGGCAGAUGGAUAAGGACGACGAGAUGACUAUCUGGAUCUGCAGAAAAUUGGUUGAAUGCGCCGACAUUGCGAACUGUCCACAGAACCCCACGGAGAGGACCAUUGACAUCUACUAUGUUGUCCCUUUUGCCAAAUUGCCGAACGCAGGAGUACGUUAUGGUGAAGGAUGUUCGCGCGCCGAUGACGAGGACAAGAAAAGACGACAAUCCACUACCAGCGGCGGAAAGAAGGUUGAUUUCGACUACUUUCUGGGUACUGAUGAAAUUGGGGUGGGUGAGAAUUUCGGCUACAAAUCUUCCCGUGACAAACGUGAUGGAGACUUCAUUGCGGCGACCAAGUGUGCAAUAGCACAAAUUCGAUCCUUGGUCAAGAAGACGUGUGUGCAUCUGGAAGCACAGAACAUCGCGCCGUCCAAGGAGCUCAAACACGGAUUUGCUCAGAUUGCUGUACCAUUCCACGUUAUCCGAGACUACACCGUUCGCUUUUUCUGCAUGUUCGUUGUAUGCGAUGAGCUCUACGCAUUUGCAGAGUGGGCCGCGGUUGAUUCUGCAGGCAUGAAUGGAGAGAUCCUCUCCAUCUUGGACAUGGCUGAGAACUUUUUGCUCUUUGAGGCCCUCGCCGGAAAUGCUGCAUCCUUACAGGCAGAUUUACAAACAGCUGCACGCCGUCUUGUAUCUACAUUCGGCAAGAAGCAGCGAAGGGCCAGCAUUUGGUCCAGAGGCGGUGCUCAUGGCGUAAAGCCGCGACCUCUGGUGAAGAACAGCACAGAUCGACCUAAAACCUGGUCUCGCGCGUCAGCACCGCUCGCUGGUGCUACACCAAAGAAGAAGGUCCGUUAGCUCCUGUCCGGAAGAGAUUCUCUUCCGAAUAGCGUGCUUUGUAAACUCAAGAGACGGUGUCGCAAAAGAUUGUUGUUUUAUUUUACAUUACAUAUCCUAUCUUCUUGCAA
Molecule: messenger RNA, 2196 nt
Organism: Spizellomyces punctatus DAOM BR117
Lineage: Eukaryota; Fungi; Chytridiomycota; Chytridiomycetes; Spizellomycetales; Spizellomycetaceae
Exons: 7
Coding region: 113-2086 (657 amino acids)
Source: RefSeq, a predicted model, not a curated record